Synchytrium microbalum is the source of this 3480-nucleotide messenger RNA. RefSeq lists its product as uncharacterized. Gene Ontology annotation, biological process: protein folding; protein peptidyl-prolyl isomerization. Bases 1 to 3480 code for a protein of 1159 amino acids. Gene Ontology annotation, molecular function: peptidyl-prolyl cis-trans isomerase activity. Lineage: Eukaryota; Fungi; Chytridiomycota; Chytridiomycetes; Synchytriales; Synchytriaceae. Gene Ontology annotation, cellular component: catalytic step 2 spliceosome. The transcript is spliced from 20 exons. The record is from RefSeq and is a predicted model, not a curated record.
AUGUCGUACGCAUACGUACAGGAGCCGCCUACUCAGGGCAAGAUUGUAAUGCACACGACAAUGGGCGACAUUGAAAUUGAACUAUGGUCUAAAGAAACUCCAAAAACGUGUCGAAACUUUGUUCAACUAUGUAUGGAAGGAUACUAUGAUGAUACAAUCUUCCACCGUGUUGUCAAGAAUUUCAUUGUACAGGGUGGUGAUCCGAAAGGAACUGGUGAGGGUGGAGAGUCAAUCUAUGGUCAACCAUUUGUAGAUGAGUUCCACAGUCGAUUAAAGUAUUCACGUCGUGGAUUUGUUGGAAUGGCCAACACGGGUCCCAACGAUAACACGAGUCAAUUCUUCUUCACAUUGGAUCGUGCAGAUGAGCUGUUUAAGAAGAACACGCUAUUCGGAAAGGUGGUUGGAGAAACACUAUACAACGUCCUCAAAAUCGGAGAACUAGAUGUCGACGAACAAGAACGACCACUCUACCCUCCCAAAGUAAUAUCUGUCGAAGUACUAUUCAACCCAUUCGACGACAUAGAACCUCGAAUAACAGCUACUGAACGUCGUGCUCAAGUCCAAUCAGCCGCUGCAUCCGCUCAACAGUCCCAAACACAACCAAAGACCAAAAAGAAGAAGAAUCUAGCAGUCUUGUCGUUUGCAGACGACGAACAGCAAGACCAAGCUGGAGAUAGUAAUAUAGAAUUCGGAAGAGUGAAGAGUAUGCAUGAUGUGAUCGUUGAUGACCCGCGGAUUCGUCAAGAUACUGGUGGUUUGGAAGCUUUGAACAAGAAUGCUCCUAGUGAAAAGGCUGAAGAGAGGAGUGAAAGACCAGCAAUAAAGAAACGGAGAGAGCAGAAUAGUAGUGAUGAUGACGAUGAUAGUGAUUCAGAUGACGCGGGGCCACGUAAAGUGGUAAAGAAGAGCAAGACUAGCCAUGUGAAUGAAGGGAAACGUGGUGCGAAUAGUAAAUCACCUGAACCAUCAUCUGUCGUUGCAAUGCCAAGUGAAACUGCAAAGUCAGGAAUACGUGACAAGAUCCAGCAGCUUCGGUCUGAAAUCAAACAGAUUGGUAAAACACCUAUAUCAACAACAGUAACAACAAGCUCCAAACCUGAAUCCAUGGUGGAUCAGAUACGAGCUCAAUAUGCAGAUAAAGCUCGUCCUGCUGUUAAGAAGGGUGGGACGGGUGCAGAUGGAUUGGCGAAACUGAUUGCAUUUCAGAAAAAGCUGCGAAAGGAAGGCAGCAGUAAUAAAGAAGCUGUUGGUCAUGAUGAUGAAGGAGACGAGACGAUGGCACGAAGAAAGAAGAAGAAACUAGAAGAUGAAGAAUGGACGUGUGAUUUGCAUGGUGUCAAGAAGUGUAAAUCGUGUCGUGAUUGGGAUGUUUCUGGAGAUGAGGACGAAGACGAUGAAGGCUGGAUGAACGCCAAGUUUGUUGCAAACAAGUCAGUUGCUAAUGUUUACGAACCCAAAGUUGACGACUACGUAUCUUUGGAUCCACGUGCUGAGCUUGUGUCUGGAAAGGACAGCUUCUACUCUCAAGCUCAACUCAAGUCUAGAGUUGGACAAGCACAACGGUCGUAUCCCGGUGACAAGGCCUCAGCAGCAUCGCUCGAACCCAAUGAGCUAGAUAAACGUGAUAGACUGAUGAAGCCUGCAUUCCCAGCAGUUGGAAACUGGAGCAACUGUACAAAAGAAGUAGAAGACAACAUGGUAAUCCUAACAAAAGAACAGGUUGCCAAACAAUGCAUUCUGGACAAACCCGUCACGAGAAAAACCAUCGCUGAAAUACUGGGAUAUGCUCGAGGUCUACCUGGAUUUGAGAAAAUAUGGUUCUUUACCAAUUUUGCCAUUAGUGAAUACAAUGCACGUCAAGCCAUCAAGAUGUUCAAAUCAAAGGGGUUUCAAUCUAGGCCUGACCGAUGGACUGGCAAAGAACAGCCUGAAAUCGAAUGGACUCCAUACGAUGAAGAACCAACCUCAUCCUUCUUCGUAUGUCGACGACCAUACAUCACACUCGGUGCACUCGCAAUGCUUUUCGCAGAUACGCGAGGUUUCGUCGGUGUCGACUCGUCAGUUCGAGGCUACAAUAUCAAGUUCCAGAAUGAUGAUAAUGCCAAACUCGCUUUCGAUUAUAUAUCUUAUGUGACUAAUUUGGCUCCGUAUUAUCAUCGUCAGGCAAAGGCUAUCAAUGCUGCUGGACUGGAAACUGGAUUCGCGACUACCUUGUACUUGCCUGAUCUCUCUGACGGAAGGACAUCGGAGCAAGUUUUGCUUUACUUCUUGAGUUUUCCUGGCUUCCGCAAGGUAUCGUUCGAAGGUCGGCCAGAUCGAGACUCGCCACGUAUCUUUGCUCACUUUUGGGAUACGGUAUCUGCUCGAGUCGCAGAAUCCUACUCAAUCACCAAGAACAAGAUCAAAUUGAGUUUGGUUGCUACCAAGCAUCAAUUGAAGAAUCAUGAUCUUGGAAAAAUCCCUUCAACAAGAUUACGUAUCUUGUUGCCUCAAGACUUGGUCAUUUCGGGGAAGGCUGCUAUCAGAUUCUUUUCCAUGUUUCAAGGUGUCAACGUCCUGAAUGAGAACGGAUUGGAUUUCAGAACUGCAGAAGAUGCAGAAGCUGCUGCGUGCUCUAUAAAUUUAUUGACCAACUUUUGUGCGGAGUUCAUACAAGGAAGUGUUGGUCCAGAGGCCUUGGCGCUUCGAACCAAGGCGUUUUCCAACCAGCUGCUAUGUGUCUUUGGUUACAAGGACAAAUCAGUCAUCACAUAUGCUCUUGCCAGGCAAUCAGGACUGGUUGAGUUUACUGAAGUCCAACAAUUUGGUGAACCUACUGUAUUUAUAUUAUUCACGUCUGUGACUGCUCGAGAUCAUGCAGUCAGUUAUCUGGACGGAAGGUCUCGUGCAGGUCUACCAAUACCAUUCCAUUGGGACCCGGACGCUGAAAUUCCUCCAGAAGUGGAAGCUCGUCUCGGUAUCUUGAUUGAUGACACCGUCGAAUCUUCAUCGGCAAGAUCAUCGAGCAGACAAUCCAUGGUGACACCUACAUCAGAUGAAGGUUGUAACUCCAACCAUGGUAAUAGUGCUCGAAGCAUCGAUACGAUGAUGGUUGAGGAGGAAGUAGAAGCAGAAGCCAAAAAGGUGAUACGCAAUGGUAAAGCCAAGACUGCUAGCACUAGUAUUCCUUCUAUGUCAACAACAACAUUAACAACAACAACUACACCAACCAAGACCGUUGGUAGUAACUGGAUCACAUCACCCAUGUCUCCUGGUGCCACUCCCCCACGUCAACCUAUUCAACGUAGUCAAAGCACUACUGUCAUACCAACAUCAAAAACGAAAGAUCGCCUUGUCCCACCAAGUCAUCAUGGAUCCAGUGAUGAGUUUGACGACCCGAAUGAUUGGCAAGUAGAUGAAACUGUUGACGAAGUGGAUGUAUCUAUCGAUGACAUGAUGAAGAGAUUGAAAAGUCUCAGCAUCAACACUCCUCGAAAGUAA